Dunckerocampus dactyliophorus (ringed pipefish) is the source of this 1170-nucleotide messenger RNA. It is a transcript of the gene twist1b, whose product is annotated as twist family bHLH transcription factor 1b. The transcript is spliced from 2 exons. Gene Ontology annotation, molecular function: protein dimerization activity; DNA-binding transcription factor activity, RNA polymerase II-specific; RNA polymerase II transcription regulatory region sequence-specific DNA binding. Gene Ontology annotation, biological process: regulation of transcription by RNA polymerase II; developmental process. Bases 128 to 640 code for a protein of 170 amino acids. NCBI's taxonomy places the organism in Eukaryota, Metazoa, Chordata, Actinopteri, Syngnathiformes, Syngnathidae. The record is from RefSeq and is a predicted model, not a curated record.
UAUGGAUACUUUGGUGUCUUCAAACCACACAGACAUACAGGUGGACUAACCCGUGGACUUGAUGACAGGGAAAUAAGGUCUGCGACUCUUUUUAGAGUGGGACACUGUUUCAGUGUUGAGAGUGGAGAUGUCCGAGGAAAAUUUGGGGGAAGAGUCAAGCAGCUCCCCAGUCUCCCCUGUGGACAGCCUGAGCAACAGCGAGGGGGAGGCGGACACGCAGCCCAAGAGAAGCGCUAGGAAGCGGAGGCCGAGCAGGAAACACGCCGAGGACUCGGACAGCCCGGUGCAGGGGGCCAAGAGAGGCAAGAAGUCGAGCAGCAGCGGCAGCCCGCAGUCGCUGGAGGACCUCCAGAGCCAGCGAGUCAUGGCCAACGUGCGGGAGCGCCAGAGGACACAGUCGCUCAAUGAGGCGUUCGCGGCCCUGAGAAAAAUCAUCCCUACGCUGCCCUCAGACAAACUGAGCAAAAUACAGACGCUCAAACUGGCCGCUAGGUACAUCGACUUCCUGUGCCAGGUGCUGCAGAGCGACGAGCUGGACUCCAAGAUGUCCAGUUGUAGCUAUGUGGCCCACGAAAGGCUCAGCUACGCCUUCUCCGUGUGGAGGAUGGAGGGCGCCUGGUCCAUGUCAACAUCUCACUAGCACCAGGACGACUUAAGCCCAACAUGGUGACUGCUGAUUCUAUACUUCUCACAUUUUGACGGGACAAAUCUGGAGUCCAAUGCUGGAUACAUGGGAUCACUAUUUAAAGCAAAGACCACGGAGGUGCUGCAGGGGAUUUUUGUUUUUGUUUUUGCAGCCCCCUCAAACCCCCACUCUGAUGACGACGGUGUACGUGCAACGUUGUUGACGACGAAUGUUGAAAAUAUCACGGUUGAUGAAGAGGUUUUUUUAACCACAUGUAUUUGUACUUAUUUCUGCCGACGUGGAGUAAGGCAGUUUGACGUGUGCGUGUGUGUUUGCGUGUGAGUGUGAUAUUACCCACUGUUGGUGUAACUCACAUUAUAAAUGGCUGUCUUUGUGGAUCGAACCUGUGCAAGAAAAAAAAUAUUUUCAGAAUACAUUUAUUUAUUUAUUGAUGUUACAUUUAGGGACUACAUCCUGUGUUUGAAAUACAAAUACAUUCCUAUUUUUAUUAUCAAUUUUUUGUAAAUGUUUGUAUAUUUUUUGCA